This is a messenger RNA of Nematolebias whitei (Rio pearlfish), 1323 nucleotides long. It is a transcript of the gene enosf1, whose product is annotated as enolase superfamily member 1. Lineage: Eukaryota; Metazoa; Chordata; Actinopteri; Cyprinodontiformes; Rivulidae. Gene Ontology annotation, molecular function: L-fuconate dehydratase activity; magnesium ion binding. The record is from RefSeq and is a predicted model, not a curated record. The coding region runs from base 1 to 1323 and encodes 440 amino acids. Gene Ontology annotation, biological process: amino acid catabolic process; carbohydrate catabolic process. The transcript has 15 exons.
AUGCUGCACAAGAUAAUUAAUUUGACAGUGAGGGAUGUGCGUUUUCCGACGUCUUUGAAGCAGCACGGCUCCGACGCCAUGCACACAGACCCGGAUUAUUCAGCCGCAUAUGUGGUUCUGGACACGGACAGCGGACUGAGAGGGUUUGGCCUCACGUUCACUUUGGGGAAAGGAACAGAAAUCGUGGUGUGCGCCAUCCAAGCCCUGGAAGGACUGGUUGUUGGGAAAUCUUUGCAGGCGAUUGUGAACAACUUUCGAGGAUUUUACCGCCUGCUUACCAGUGAUGGCCAGAUGAGAUGGUUGGGUCCAGAGAAAGGUGUGAUCCACCUGGCUACUGCUGCAGUGUUGAAUGCCGUGUGGGACCUGUGGGCUCGGGCGGAGAGCAAGCCGCUGUGGAAGCUGCUUGUCGACAUGGAUCCAAAGCUGAUUGUGUCAUGCAUUGACUUCAGAUACAUCACUGAUGUCCUCACAGAGGAGGAAGCUCUGGAUAUACUUGUGAAAGCACAAGAAGACAAACAGCAGAGAGAGGAUCGGAUGUUGAAGGAGGGUUAUCCUGCAUACACCACUUCUUGUGCUUGGCUUGGAUACUCAGACCAGCAGCUCAAAGAGCUUUGUACAGAUGCACUUCAGGACGGCUGGACAAAGUUCAAGGUGAAAGUUGGUGCUGACCUAGAUGAUGAUAUGCGCAGAUGUCGUCUCAUUAGACAAAUGAUUGGACCCAGUAACAUCUUGAUGAUCGAUGCCAACCAGCGGUGGGAUGUAGGUGAGGCCAUCAGCUGGGUGUCCAGACUGGCUGAGGUCAAACCUCUUUGGAUUGAGGAGCCCACGUCUCCAGACGACAUUUUGGGUCACGCUGCAAUUUCGAAGGCUUUGGCUCCACUCGGGAUCGGAGUGGCUACAGGGGAGCAGUGUCACAACAGGGUGAUGUUCAAGCAGCUCCUCCAGGCUUCAGCUCUUCAGUUUGUUCAGAUCGACAGCUGUCGGCUCGGGAGCGUCAACGAGAACCUGGCUGUGCUGCUGAUGGCUCACAAGUUCAAAGUUCCCGUGUGUCCUCAUGCCGGAGGAGUGGGUCUGUGUGAGCUCGUCCAGCAUCUCGUUCUGUUCGACUACAUCUGCGUGUCGGCCAGUCUCAGCAACCGAAUGUGUGAGUAUGUGGACCAUCUCCAUGAGCACUUCACCAGUCCUGUGGUGAUACAAAACGCCUGCUACAUGCCUCCGAAGGAUCCCGGUUAUUCUUGCGAGAUGCUAGAGUCAUCAGUGAAGAAACAUCAAUACCCUGAAGGAGACGUUUGGAAAGUGUCGGUUUCAGAAGAGACCUGUUGA